GUUUCAUCCGGUGUUGCGCCAUUCGCGCGUUAUAACGCGUCGACGCGUGAACGUGAUCAGAGGUAAGUACCACAGAAACCGUGAGAAUUCAGAACUCAAACUUCAUUUUUCGGCUCUAAGAUUGGGUGAGAUGGCCGGGGCGAGCCUGAGGAAAGAGCGAGUUCUACACCCUCCGUAUCAGUCUCCCCAUCUCGAUGUCGGGCACGCUGACCGUAUAAGAAUCUCUCUAACCGUCUUACUGCUUCUUGAAACCUCCCCGCCAUGGCCUCCGCCUUCGACAACCUCUCGAGCGCCCUCUCCUCCGCUCUGGAGUCCGGCGAGCUCCCUGCCGUGUUGCCCACGCUCGAUCGCCUCGGUGCCUCGCUUCAAGCCGAUCUUGAUGCCCAGAAGAUUGCCGCGGAGUGGUUUGCGAAGUUCGCUGGGGCUGUCUCUGCGAAGGACACCGGUAAGAUCGUCUACCUCUUUCUCGAAGAUGGCUGGUGGCGCGAUCAUCUCGCUCUCACCUGGGAGUUCCGCACCUUCCAUGGCACCGCGAAGAUCAAGGGGUUCCUCAGCGACCAGCUCGCGCCGUUCGACAUCUCAAAUGUCAAGCUGCGUGAUGGUGCCGUGCUGAAGCAGCCGUACCCCGACCUCGCAUGGAUCCAGUUCCUGUUCGACUUUGAGACGAACGUCGGGAUCGGGAGCGGGGUAGUGAGGCUGGUGCCGACUGCGAGCGGGGAGUGGAAAGCGUUCACGCUGUACACGACGCUGGAGGACCUCAAGGGCUUCCCCGAGAAGAUCGGACCCAACCGUGAGUGGCUGCCGAAUCACGGGAAGUGGCUCAACCAGCGCGAGGAGGAGCGCUCCUUCUCAAAGGGCGAUCCGGCUGUGAUUGUCGUUGGAGGAGGACAGAGCGGCCUCGACAUCGCGGCGCGCCUGAAGAUGCUGGGCGUGCCGACGCUUGUGCUCGAGAAGCAGAAGCGCAUUGGUGACCAGUGGAGGGGCCGCUACGAGGCACUGUGCUUGCACGAUCCUGUCUGGUACGAUCAUAUGCCGUACUUGCCUUUCCCGCCUACAUGGCCUGUGUACACGCCUGCACAGAAGUUGGCCAACUGGCUCGAGUACUACGCAGAAGCGAUGGAGCUGAACGUCUGGACGAACUCCUCGGUAGAGAAUGUGAGGCUUCUGGACAACGGCAAGUACGAGGUCGUUGUAAAGAAACCCGACGGCACACUGCGCACGUUCAUCGUCGACCAUGUUGUCAUGGCCCUCGGCCUCGGCGGCGGUGUGCCCAAGGUGCCCUCGAUUCCGGGAGAGGAGGAGUUCCAAGGACAGACCCUGCACUCGACACAGCACAAGUCUGCCAAGGAUCACCUUGGAAAGAAGGUCGUGAUCAUCGGUGCCUGCACAUCAGCACACGAUAUCGCGGCCGACUACGUUGAGCACGGCGUCGACGUGACGAUCUUCCAGCGAAGCAAGACGUACGUCAUGACGACGAAGAACGGUGGGCCACUCCUGUUCAAGGACCUGUUUUGGGAGGGUGCCGGGCCAACUGACGUCAGCGACCGCGUACACACCUCCAUGCCCGCGUUCAUCACCAGGGAGUUAGGCAAGCGGAUCACCAAGGAUACUGCUGAGGCAGACAGAGAGUUGCUGAACGGUCUGGAGAAGGUCGGCUUCAAGCUGGGCUGGGGGCCCGAGGACGCUGGCUUCUUCCACAGCUCCUCGACGCGCGGAGGGGGGUACUACCUCGACGUGGGCACGAGCAAGCUGAUCAUCGACGGCAAGAUCAAGCUCAAGAACGACAGCCAGAUAGAGCGCUUCACCAAGACCGGCCUCCGGUUCGAGGACGGCAGCGAGCUCGAAGCUGACGUCGUCGUGUACGCUACGGGCUUCGAGGGCGCGACGAUAUCCAUGAAGCGUCUGCUCGGUGACGAGCUGGCAAGUCGGGUCUCGCAGAUCUGGAACCUGAAUGAGGAGGGCGAGCAGAACGGCGCCUGGCGAUGGCUCGGCGUCCCCAACCUCUGGUUCAUGAUGGGUAACCUUGCUAUGUGCCGGUACCACUCUAAGCAUCUCGCGCUCCAAAUCAAAGCGAUCCAAGAAGGCGUGUACGGAAAGCGUUACGCUCCAUGAUACGAGUAUUCCUUAGGGUACAAAGGAGGGGCUGGGCCAGUUAGAAGCACAAUAUCGAUGUAUGAUCAAUAUGCUUAAGAACAUGCGAUGUAAGGAGCAGCAAGGUAUAGGAUAAUGAAACCCGUUGUUUGUCGCCCGUC
This is a messenger RNA of Rhodofomes roseus, 2252 nucleotides long. Its product is annotated as FAD/NAD-P-binding domain-containing protein. The coding region runs from base 262 to 2112 and encodes 616 amino acids. The transcript is spliced from 13 exons. NCBI's taxonomy places the organism in Eukaryota, Fungi, Basidiomycota, Agaricomycetes, Polyporales, Fomitopsidaceae. The record is from RefSeq and is a predicted model, not a curated record. Gene Ontology annotation, molecular function: flavin adenine dinucleotide binding; monooxygenase activity.